AUGCUCUGGUCCGGCCUGCUGCUACUGUGCUUGCGCAAUGUAGCUGCUGCCUGGGAACACACGGAUGAUGACUUAAUGACAUUCAAAACACUACCGGAUGUCAGGGCGGUCAAAUUCGACAUCGAACACCUUGAUCGCGACCGUGCUGCCCCCGGGUAUUGGUUCGUGUCGCCCUAUUUGCACAUUGACCCGGAUGGCCCGACCAGUGUCUUCGAGCCAUUCCAGAUCGGCCCUCAUAUCUACGACCAGGAGGGGCGCCUGGUGUGGACCGGCUCCAUAAUGUUCGACAACCACAAUGUCUUCGACUUCAGAGGUAUCAACAGCUUCGGCAAUGAAACUCACAUCUCGCUGAUUCAGCAAUUCCCCUUCGAUGAUGAACACCGAGGCUAUGGGUUGGUUAUGAAUCCCAACUUCGAGAUCAUCCGAAAGGUUGCAUUGCGAAGUGAUCUCGGAUUGUUCGAUAUCCACGAAUUCAAUGUCCUCGACACUGGCAAGACGGCUGUUGUCACCACCUAUACGACGCAAGAAAUCUCCCUGGGGGGAGUAGGCGGCUUCGCUGAACUGGACCUCACUUCUGCCCAGGUUCUCCACGAGUGGAAAUCAUACAAUCAGAUCCCGCUGGUCGAGACCGUCCACUACUCCCCCUGGUCUCCUGUGGAAGGAGACCCUGGCUGGGACUACGUGCACAUAAAUUCAGUCGACAAAAAUAGCGCCGGUGACUAUUUACUCUCUAUGCGAUUCACCAACACUAUCUAUCUGGUAUCCGGAGCCGACGGCCGCAUUAUGUGGCGAUUAAAUGGUCAACGUAAUGGCGAAUUUGACCAAGAUUUCAUCUUUUCAAAGCAGCAUGACGCCAAAUUCCUCCACUCGGAAGGAACUCGCCAUAUCAUCUCAUUACUCAACAAUGCAUCCGAUGAGGAAUUUAACGAAGAAAACGUCUCAUCCGCUUUAAUAAUCGAAAUCGAAACCGGAACUACACCUAUGACAGCGAGGGCCUUGCGGCGCUACAAACGACCCGACGAGGAUCUUACCCGGCUCCGAGGGAACGCUCAAGUUCUCCCAAACAACAACAUGUUCGCUUGCUGGAGUAAAGGCGGCUAUAUUUCAGAAUUCACAGAAGAUGGCGAGCUGGUUAUGAGUGCCCGUUUCACAUCCCCACGUUUUUCAAACUAUCGCGCCUAUAAAAAUGAAUUUGUCGGCCGCCCAACCAUUCCCCCAGAUAUGGUGGCCUCCGUUCACGGUACCGAUGAAACUAACCUGGUAACGUCUAUCUGGGUUAGCUGGAACGGAGCCACGGAAGUGGCCAGUUGGAGUUUCUACGCGCGCAAGUCUCAAUUCGAUAAACCCGUUUUCGUCGGCAACGUCACGAGACGCGACUUUGAAACCAUGUUUAUUGCCCGUGGCUACCUGGACUGGAUCACCGCCGAGGCCAUUGAUCGCAAUGGUGCUAUUCUCGGCUCUUCGAACGUCCACCGAACCGAUUUCCCUGACUGGGACGCUGUUGGUUGGGUGGGCUACAGCGGAGAGCUUCCCAAACCACAAGAUCCCGGCACUCUCUACCCGAACGGAGAUGGCGUUGCGGACGAAAAGGCCAAUGACAAUGGCCCGGUGCCAUCCUCAGAUGGAACCGCAAAGGCAGAGGUCAUCAAGGCGACGCAAAUGCUCUCAAAGGCCCAGUCAGCCGUACGCAACAUUGGCGGUCUAUUUGCACUCAUUCUCCUCCUCGCCAUGAUGGCCACCGUCAUGGGAGCCUUCAUGCUGAUUCGCGGCUGGCGAGUCCGGUUCUAUCAGCAAGUUAAAUUGGAAGACGGGCUACCUGAGGAAGAAACCCGCCUGCGUCGGUCAGAAGAUGAUUGA
Molecule: messenger RNA, 1857 nt
Organism: Penicillium manginii
Lineage: Eukaryota; Fungi; Ascomycota; Eurotiomycetes; Eurotiales; Aspergillaceae
Exons: 4
Coding region: 1-1857 (618 amino acids)
Source: RefSeq, a predicted model, not a curated record